UAAUAUUAUGUAUUUAAACUAUGAACACACCAUACAUAGCGGCCUGCACAAUAUUAAUUGGUCAUUUAAUAGCGACAGGACACCAAAUAUGCUUGUCGAUCAAAGACACGUUUAGCUGAAUAAUAUGAUUGUAAUCACUACGUAUUGAACGUAUCGAUUGAAGCUAGAAUUGUUAAAAAGAAUAGCAGUUUCUUAUCAAAAGACUACUGUUGUAGAGUGCGCUCUGGAAAGUAAAACAGACGAUGGCAGCUGACGAUAAAAUAAGUUUAGAAAGCGAGUUUGCAACAAGUACAACACUCCAUGGGCUGCAAUACAUUGCCACAAGUAAACGGUUCAUCUUUAAACUACUCUGGGUAUUGAUUUUCAUGGCUGGAUUGAGUUUAUAUAAAGAUCCAGGUUUCUCAUAUUUGCCAUAUACCUAUACAUAUGUUUCUACAUGGGUUAAUAAGUAUCGAAGUUCCUACCUCACUGAUAAUGAUAGGAUUGUUAUAAAAUAUCUAUGGGACGCCGAAGACUACGACUACUUCUCUGAAGAGUAUUCAAAUGGAAUUUCGAGUAUUCAGUUUGAUGAUGUUUUUACCAAUGAAAACUUUAGCACGUCUGAAUUUACCAACAGAACUGGAUUUCAGCUCAAUAACGAAACGAUUCUAAGUUGCAAAUGGAAAGAGAAGUCUGGUUGUGGAGGUCAGGUUAGUGCUAUGCAGUGGCGUUACACCAAAGUCUCAAAGCGCUCGACGGUGUGGAUUAUAGCUCGUACAUUACCUUACUUCUCAGGCCCAAUAGGAUCACUUCGUGUCCGACCGGUAAAACUGGUGCCGGCUAUCUCUCGUCUGUCCACAACAGAGGCUGUAAAAACACUAGGUGACCCCCACGGAGACUGUGACAAAUCCUUGAAGCUUAACAACUACGAAAUAUACACGGUCUCCGGUUGCUUACUGGAGUGCCGGCAUAAACACAUUGUCAACAAGUGUGGUUGCAGACCUAUUCGAUACCCAGGUGAUGAGCCAGAAUGUACCCCAAAGGAAACAGAGGGCUGCGCAUCAGAUGUGCUCAAGAAACUGAAAAGCGGAGUUCUAGAAGAAUGCGACUGUCCAGUUCCGUGUGCGUACACGUCGUUCUCAACGUCCGUCACGUAUGCUGACAUUCCUAACCUAUCUGUUGAGAAUGAAUUGUACUCUUUUUAUGGAACCUCUUCACCAUACUUCUCGAAGAAUUAUAUCUUGCUGGAUGUAUAUUAUGAAGAGUUGAACUUGCAAGUAUUCAAACAAACUCCAGCAAUGACGUUCUCAGCUCUUCUUAGUGACAUUGGAGGUCAAUUGGGUUUGUUUAUUGGCGGAAGUGUUAUCACUAUCUUUGAAGUUGGUCAGUACUUUUCAAUGAAGGGUCAUUCUGUUUGCUGUAACACAAGCAGGUCUACUAAAAGUAAAUCGCAUCCAGAUGGCUCCGGUGUAUCUGGUCCAGUAUUGGUCGACAACAAGGGUACUGUCGGUGACCAUGUCACAUUGGAAAUGAUCUGACGAUAGCGAAUACGAAUACAUGUCGACUUCUCCGGACAACCACCGCAAACACAUUUACUAAUGAACCUUUCUGCAUAUCAGUCUGAUAUAACAAAUGACCAAUAAGAACAAGGCCAGGAUUAACAUUUUGUUCAGCAACGUUCAUGGGCGGGUUUUGCAAAGAGAAGGCUGGAAUAUUUUAUUUAAUUAACAGAUUUUCAUAUUGUUGUGUUACAUGUAGUUAAUGAUGAUUUAUUGAGAAUACGGGACAACUUAAUUGCGUUUCUUGUAAACAUUUGCGUUUCCUGUAAAAAUGAUGAUGUAUUACCUUUUUAUAUUACUGAAGUACGUGUUUCUUCAAACCAAAAUUUAUUCGUUGCAUAGUUACAACAUCUUGCUAAAAAAUUAUAUAUCACUAUUAUAUUAUAUAUCACUGAUGAUACAAACAUACCAAAACUAAUCGUAAUAAUAAUCUAUACCAAAUAUACUAUUAUAGUGUAACGUCCGUAUUCUUAAAACAAACUUUAGUCGAACUUCGAACUAGAACUUUAUUUAGUGCUUGUUUCAACUUCAACUUCAAUAUGUAUUCACAAAUAACGUAGUCGAAGAUUUAACUACGACUAAAUCAAGUCCUAGUUUUAGCCAAGACUAUCAAACUAACCAAUAAAAAUGGCUAAAUUUAAUAGAAGACGAAAUUUUAGAGAUCCGGUAACGCGGAUGAAUAUGAAUAUUAUGCUGCCGUCUGUGGUCGGUUCAAAAACGCAUUUCCUCAUAAUUCAUAAUAGACCAUCAUUCACUUAAUUAAUUUUCUAUAAUAUUAGUUGUUAACAUAUUACGAUAGAGAAUUUGAACAGUCACUGAAAAUUUGCUUUCUUUGGAGAACUAUUAUAGUUGAGCCCUAGCGAGGACGGCGCCAUCUUUGUUGUUGCUAUGGUGAAGCUACGUGAUCGCAACGCGAGAGAUUUCGUGCAAAUCAAGAACUAUCGCAUGUGGCUAGCAAAACAUGUUAAUAUCUCCAUUUGGGAGCUAAAACUUGAUGUCUCUUUUGUUUAUCACACCGAAAAUAUUAAAUAUUUAUUAAUAAUAAUUUUAUUAUUAUUAUUGGGUUUGUUUAUUGGCGGAAGUGUUAUCACUAUCUUUGAAGUUGGUCAGUACUUUUCAAUGAAGGGUCAUUCUGUUUGCUGUAACACAAGCAGGUCUACUAAAAGUAAAUCGCAUCCAGAUAGCUCCGGUGUAUCUGGUCCAGUAUCGGUCGACAACAAGGGUACUGUCGGAUGAAUAUGAAUAUUAUGCUGCCGUCUGUGGUCGGUUCAAAAACGCAUUUCCUCAUAAUAAACCUGCGUAUACAAUCGUUUUUAUUUAUUUUACUUUAUCGUGAGUUACAAAAACACGUUUUUAAUGGGGUAAAUAUUUCAAGUGGACGAUAUAGCCUGACCCUAGGCUGAUUAAUCGAUUUUCGCG
This is a messenger RNA of Anneissia japonica, 2957 nucleotides long. Its product is annotated as acid-sensing ion channel 5-like. The coding region runs from base 243 to 1517 and encodes 424 amino acids. The record is from RefSeq and is a predicted model, not a curated record. Gene Ontology annotation, molecular function: ligand-gated sodium channel activity. Gene Ontology annotation, biological process: sodium ion transmembrane transport. Gene Ontology annotation, cellular component: membrane. The transcript is spliced from 10 exons. NCBI's taxonomy places the organism in Eukaryota, Metazoa, Echinodermata, Crinoidea, Comatulida, Comatulidae.